Drosophila erecta is the source of this 1006-nucleotide messenger RNA. It is a transcript of the gene PpY-55A, whose product is annotated as serine/threonine-protein phosphatase PP-Y. Gene Ontology annotation, cellular component: nucleus; cytoplasm. Bases 62 to 1006 code for a protein of 314 amino acids. The transcript has a single exon. NCBI's taxonomy places the organism in Eukaryota, Metazoa, Arthropoda, Insecta, Diptera, Drosophilidae. The record is from RefSeq and is a predicted model, not a curated record. Gene Ontology annotation, molecular function: protein serine/threonine phosphatase activity.
UUAUACUAGUUUUACAAACUACGAAAAUUACGUUCGUUUCACAAAAAUCAAGUCGAUUACGAUGGCCGUCCUAACUACUCAAGAAAUAGAUUGCAUCAUAAAAGAACUCACCUCGCUGAAUGGAAAUGAGUGCACCUUUAAGGAGGAACUAAUCGAGCGACUCAUUCAAAGGACCCUAGGAGUGAUCAGGUGGCAACCAAUGCUGCUGGAACUGGAGGCUCCGGUGAAAAUCUGCGGCGACAUUCAUGGCCAGUUUACGGAUCUCCUGAGGAUUUUCCAGGCGUGCGGCUUUCCACCAAAUGCGAACUAUUUGUUCCUCGGCGACUACGUGGACCGGGGCAAGCAAUCGCUGGAAACGAUCUGUCUGCUAUUCGCCUACAAGGUGAAGUAUCCACUGAAUUUCUUCUUGCUGCGCGGCAACCACGAGUGCGCCAGUAUAAACCGCAUUUACGGAUUCUACGACGAGAUCAAACGCAGGCACACCGUGCGUUUGUGGCGCAGUUUCACGGAUUGCUUCGACUGGCUUCCGGUGGCCGCGGUGGUGGGUGGACGCAUCUUCUGCUGCCAUGGGGGACUAAGUCCAUCGCUGCAGAGAUUGAAGCAGAUCGGCCUGAUCCGGCGACCCACUGAUGUCCCGGAUGAGGGCAUCCUGUGCGAUCUCCUUUGGGCGGAUCUGAACCACACCACCGAGGGCUGGGGUCACAACGAUCGCGGUGUGAGCUUCACCUUCGACGAGGUCAUAGUGCGCGAUUUUCUCAAAGCCUUCGACCUGGACCUAAUGGUGCGAGCCCACGAGGUUGUGGAGGACGGAUACGAGUUUUUUGCCAACCGGCAGCUGGUCACCGUAUUUUCAGCCCCCAAUUACUGCGGACUCAUGAACAAUGCCGGCGGAGUGAUGAGUGUCAGCAAGUCCUUGGUCUGCUCCUUCGUCAUUAUUCAGCCGUGUCACCAAUACAAAGUGGCUCAAGUUGAUGCCAACGAAAUCCCGCCUAGCGACUUGGAGUGA